UCACCGUGGGAAACCGUUCUAAACAACAUGGCGUCUAGAGUACAGAUUAGAACUAGACUCUAGACGUAUGAUCUAGACUUAGAAAAUAGAUCUAGAUUUUUUUUCAACUUAACAAUUAUGAAAAUCUUUUAACUAAUACAAUUAGAUUCAUUGCAUUUUUUUGUAUCAUUCUUUGCAUGGAACAGUCUAGCAUUUGGGCCGUGCGCCCUAAAAGAAUUAUACAUUCUGGAACUAAUUUUAAUGAUGAAAUGUUAUUGUCUGCAGAUGUUAAGCAUACGUGGGCCGGACCCAUCAAUUCCAAGCUUUACAGUGAGUCAUUAAACAAUUUAUCAAAAGUCACAGAAGCCAAUCUGGCAAGACUGGAGAGAGUCAGAAGUGCACCACAGACAGUUUAUUAUAAAACUCCAGACCAAAUUUUCAUGCAGUCAUCAUGGGCAGAUUACAGUCAUAUGUUUGCACCAAAAAGUGCCAUAGGUAGAUCAAAUGAUGGAGACAGUUCUUCAGUUAGCUCAGUGUCUGGUGCAUCAAAUUUCUGCUACUUGUGCUCCACUUUAGAAGAACACAGGUCACACAUGAAAGUUCCCAAGAAGCUGAAAGUGAACCAACAGCCAAGAAUAAAAUACAUUGCUCCACCUCCUAAAGUUAGAACAAAAAUGAUUGAAGAAGAGCCAGUAGAAAAACUGGACAAUGUUUAUAGGAUUGUAGUAUGGACAGGCGAUCAACCAGGGAGUACAACUGAUGCCAAUGUCUUUGUGACAAUCAAGGGAGACAAAAAUAUUCUUUACAAGAAGCGUCUAUGCAGAGGCAGUGUGAAUAACAAAUUCUGUUUUUGUCAAGGUUCUAAAGAAAUAUUUUACUUGAAGUCACCAACACUGGGGAACUUAGAAUUCCUAACGAUUGAGCAUGAUGGGGAAGAAGAGAGACACAGCUGGUACUGUGAAAAGAUUGAAGUCACAUGUAUGAAGACACACAACAAAUGGAUCUUCAUUUGUCAGAAUUGGUUGUCGCGACAUAAAGGAGAUUUCCUAACCAGCCGAGACCUUGUAGCUGGUCAUUUAAAGAAUCAAAUUGAAGAAUAUGAAGUUGUGGUAAAUACUGGAAAGAAGAAAUUUGCGGGUACAGACGCUCGAGUAUUUGUCACAUUUAUUGGGACGGAAGGGAGAUCACCCAAGAUUGAACUUACAGCAGCCAGAGCAGGAGUCAAAAAAGAUGUUACACUUUUUGAAAGGAAUUCAGAAGAUAGGUUCAAAGUGAAGUUUAGAAAUGUUGGUGAAAUCAAGAAAUUAAGAAUUGAACAUGACAACUCAGGAAUGGCUCCAGGAUGGUUUCUGAAUAGGGUGCUGGUCCAGAAUAUCAGAGACCCCAAAGAGAUCUACUAUUUUAUUUUGGAUGGUUGGAUUUCCAAAGAUGUCGGAGAAGGUCUGCUGUACAGAGAAAUAAAUGCUAAAAGAGAUUUGGCCCCAGAGGUGAAGAAAGCUGCCAAAAAGCCAAUAAUAAUUCAAAAAGGCAAGGAAAUACUUUAUGAAGUUCAAGUCCGCACUGGCAAUGUGAAGUUUGCCGGCACUGAUGCUAACGUUUACAUAAUCAUUGAAGGAACAAAAGGCAGGACUAAGAAACUGAUUUUGGAUGAUGCUAAAAAUAACUUUGAGAAGGGAAUGACGGAUAAAUUCAAGGUCAAAGCCUUUGACACAGGAAGUAUAAAGAGUAUUUACAUAGGUCAUGACAACUCUGGUCCUGGUGCUGGCUGGUUCUGUGAGGAUGUGACUGUUAGAAAAUUUUUAACAGAAGAGGAACAAAAUGAUUUCUUGAGAAAACUGAAACUAAAGACAAGACCAAAAGACAAACACAAGAAAACACUGUCUCAAAAACUUAGAGCCAGAUCUUCAUCUAGACAACGAGACGAUCAGAGUGACACCGACUCUCUCAGUGAAAGUGAUGAGGAUUCUGUCAGUGUUGGCUCCUACAAAGAUGUUUUCAAUGUAGAUGGGAAGCCAGUUAAAACUCCUUUGUAUGAAGAGUACUAUUUUGUAUGUAAAAACUGGAUUGCUUUGGAUGAAAAAGAUGGCUUGCUAGAGAGAGAACUUCAUCCUAAAUCAAAAUCCAUUCAUUUUCAAGACCUUAAGUAAAUGACUUUUUAAAAAAAGUUUCAAUUUGUAAUACAAUAUUAGAAAUCUAGGGGGAUGUUGUAGAACAGUAGUUCCCAAACUGUGCUUCGCAGAACCCAAGUGUUCCACAAGGCUUGAAUCGGUGUUCCAAAAACUUCUGGAAUAAUUAACUAGUAAGCCACCACAUGAAUUAAUCUCUCUAAAAAAAAAUUAGCACAGUGUUCAGUUAAAGAAUCAGAAUGUGCAAAGUGUUCCGUUCCGAAAAAGUUUGGGAAACAUUGUAGUAGAACACAGUUAUGGUCUAGUCUAAACAGUUUAAAAAAUAAUUUUCUCCAACAUUUGUUAUGUAGUUUUUUAACAUUGUUCUAUAGAUCUACAAUGCUAGCCCUAGUUUAUAAAACUUCAUUGCAAUGUAAUACACUCACACCUUUACUGAUAAAAUAUAUUUUCAUUGUUUUACUGCCCUUGUUAAACCCUGCACUGACCUAAAUUAAGUUUUUUAUGAUCUCAAGUUGUUGUUAUGUGCCUUGCACUUGUUUCUAUCUGCAACAUUGUUUUGUUUCUAUAACAGUAUUUAUGUUUUUUAUAUGUUUCUUUCUCUACAUUGCCAUGUAAAAACUGUUGAUGUAUGCACAUAAUAUUGAAUUUCUUCUUUCAUUAGAGUAGCUAGAAUAGCAUAUACAGGAAGGAUAUUUAUAUUAUCUUUAAGAAUAUAUUCUUCAUUUUAUGUGCAUGUCCAUUUUGACUGCAAAUUAAAAAACAAUAAUUAACUUC
Messenger RNA from Biomphalaria glabrata, 2879 nucleotides. Its product is annotated as lipoxygenase homology domain-containing protein 1-like. Gene Ontology annotation, molecular function: protein binding. The coding region runs from base 177 to 2126 and encodes 649 amino acids. The transcript has 15 exons. The record is from RefSeq and is a predicted model, not a curated record. NCBI's taxonomy places the organism in Eukaryota, Metazoa, Mollusca, Gastropoda, Planorbidae.